AUGGACCAGAGACUCUGGGGUGAAGUGGGGCCUCUGGGGCCCACAGGGCAGGAGGGUCCAUGGGGGACCUUGGGGCAAAAUGGGGAGAAGGGACCAAAAGGAGAGAAGGGCCACAUCGGACUUAUGAGUCAGUCAGGAUUCAUGGGAGAAAUAGGACCUGCAGGCUUGUCAGGGCUACAGGGUAUUAUGGGCCCUAGGGGGCCUCCAGGGCCUGAUGGACCUCAGGGAGAGAAGGGGGAGUCUGGGCCUAGCAGAGCCAUCGGACCUCAAGGCAAAACAGGACCUCCGGGGGUGGCUGGACUUCAAGGAGUCAGAGGUGACACAGGGACGCCAGGACCACAGGGUCCAGUAGGGAAGGUUGGGACUGAGGGAGACUUGGGCCAUAAAGGUGAGCCAGGACUAGAUGGAGAGAAAGGGGAGCCAGGGGGACCAGGCGAGCCAGGAGAACAGGGGGUUGACGGUCUGCCAGGCAUCAGAGGGCCCCCAGCACUUCUUGGUUUGGAGGGGCCACAGGGUGAGGUGGGAGCCCAGGGGCCAGAAGGUCCCCUAGGGGCAUUGGGUGUCAGGGGAAACCCAGGACCUGAGGGAAAACAGGGACUGAAAGGAGAGAAGGGAGAUGACGGCAGAGAUGGAUCACCUGGAAAGACAGGUCACAUCGGAAGGAGUGGGAAAAGAGGCAAGGCUGGAAUCAGGGGCACAAGAGGAGAGAGAGGACCAAAGGGAGAGAGGGGACAUGUGGGAUUGAUUGGUGUUCCAGGAUGGGUGGGGUCUAUAGGAAUCCCAGGCUUGGGAGGAGACAGGGGGGAUCAGGGUGAAAAAGGGAGUGAGGGAGAAAAGGGGAACAUAGGGCCGCUCGGUCUGCCAGGGCGUGAUGGCCUAAAGAGUAGUGUGGGUCCUGUUGGGGUGCCAGGACAGGUGGGCCCAAAGGGAGAUCAGGGGAAUAUUGGACCGUCUGGGCCAAGAGGAACACCUGGGAUGCCAGGACUACCUGGUUUGUUUGGCGAGAAGGGUUUGAAAGGCUUUGAGGGAUUUCCUGGGCAACCUGGGACAAGGGGCCUGCCGGACCUUCAGUACCUGUCAGAUAAGCCCAACUACCCCCUGAUCCAGACCCUGCUGGACUCUCUGCACCAGGACCUGAGGCUGCUGGUAGACUCCCCUGAUGGCAGCAAGGAGCACCCUUCCACCACCUGCAUGGAGCUGUGGCUCUGCCACCCCGACUACGCCAGCGGGAUGUAUUAUAUUGACCCCAACCAGGGCAGCCCCAAUGAUGCUCUCCUAGUCUACUGCAACUUCUCUGGCACACCCGCACAGACCUGCCUUCACCCCCGAGACGCCCAGAUGACCAUGAAGGCCUGGCUUAAGGAAUCAGAGACAAACAGCUCAUUCCAAUGGCUCAGCAAGCAGGAACAAGGAUUUCAGUUCUAUUACCCAGGGGCCAAUGUGGUUCAGAUGCGUUUCCUGAGGUUGCAGAGUUGGAAAGCCGUGCAAAGGAUCAUCUACUCAUGCCACCCGGGACACAGGCUUGGUUACACAGACAGAGAGGUCAAGUUCCUGGCAGACACAAGGAGGCAGAGUUUCUUGGGAGCACUUAAAGACUGCAUGCCUGGAGAAGAGGUGGAUUCUCUGGAGCCGCGGGAGUCUGUGUUUGAAUUUGAGGACCUCAACCUGCUUCCUGUGAGAGAUGUGGCUGUCUUCGGGGGUGGAAACUUCACACAUGAAUUUGGCUUCACCAUCGGGCCCAUCUGUUUCAGCUAGAGAGGGAGAGAGGGGCCCUUAUUGCUCCUUUUCCACUUGCUUGGACUCUCAGAGCCAGGAUAAGAGCCUGUGUUCAGGACCCCAAUACAUCUAGAGAACAAGAGGACAAAGGGAAUCGCUCUACCAUUUUGUGAAGGCAUCACUCCUCUUUCCAUGUGAUAUAUUUGUUGGAGAACAUCGAUCAAUUCUCUUGUCAACUGGCUCCACAUAAAUUACUCUUUGAGAGGGCAUCAACUUCCACAGGCUCAAAUUCUUUCGGACAAUUGUAUUUUUGUUUACAGAGACAUUUGUUGUGUAAUGAAUAAUUUAUAUAAUGUUGUUUUGAUUUCUAUAUGUAAUGGUUAUUUAGAUUUUUUUUUCAAAAACAUUUUAGAACAGCAGUUUAUGAUGCUGUGAAGCCUUCCAUUACAGCCAACAACUUAUUCUGUAUACAGAUAUUUAAUCACUCUUUUGUUGCUGAUAAUUCUUCUGCACAGCAGGACAUGCAAACGUGUAGUGUAUUCAAUGUUAAAAAAGGCUUAUAAAGUUUGUCAUUUCCAUUUGAAAAUGUCAGAAUUUAUUUGCCGUAACAAAACAAAUGUAUCAACCCCUAAAAAAGGCCAUUAAUUACAAUCCACAUAAUAAUUCACAUUUCCUGUUAAUGCAUAAUUAUUUUCCUACUGUAGCAAACUGGCUCAAAUUAGAUCCUACAUCUGUAUGAACAGUCCUAUGCCAGAAUGGUCUGUUUUUUAUCUGAUGCAGUGGAUUCAAGCGGUCAACAAUGUGUUCUAUUUGGACACGACUACUGUUGUCUUAUGGUUCAUCACUGACCUUUCAAAAGGUGCUUACUGAGAAACCACUGCUUGUACUUGAGGAGGCCAAAAAACUUGCUGUUGAGUUGUUGAUCUUGUUUCUUUAGAUGAGAUAAGAACCAAUAGGUUCUAAAACCCUGAUAUCUUGUAAUGAACCUAUUCCCUCCCUUUUGGCAGUGAUUGGGGCAAGAAACCUUAUUUCAUUCAUGCUUGACAUGUUCUGUUACUGGCCUAUUUCUUAUUUGUAAAAAAUGAUGUACCGCAUACUGUCAGUGCUUGUUUCAGCUCAUUCUUAUGGUACAGUCUCAGGUACAGUCUUGAUAUUCAACACAGACACGGAUGUGCACACUACGUGAUGUGUAUUAUUAAAAACAUUACUCUUUUCAUGUGUUUUAAAUCUGUUUUAGGUGUUCUAAUAAAGGGGCAUUAUGUUGGGCUGCUGGCUCUCCUGCUUUAGCACUGAGCAAUCGCUUUCCGAGUCCUCUCUUUGUUCAACAAAUUAAGUGCUGAGGCUCAAAGAAAAGCAGCAUACACUGUAGCUGCUCAGCAAAGCUAGAAUUGCUGAAGAGGUGGUUUCAUUGGCCUGUGUUCACAAAACAUUUUAGUGUAGGAGUGCUGAUCAAGGAUCAGUUUAGCCUAUUAGAUCAUAAUUAUAUGGAUUUGGGGACCUGAUCCUCAAUCAGCCCCCCUACUCUGAGACUGUGAAUAUGGGCCAUUGAGAGCAGUGCAUUUAAUAUUUUCAGUCACAGAACAAUUCAGUGCUGUAGUGGUCUGUCCCUAUGCGUUUUGGCCGACCAACGAACAGGGAAUUCAGGAAGGUCUCAGGGAGCGUUCAGUCUUAGCAUGCAGUAGCUUGCAUAAAGGAAUAUGCAUUAUGUUUCGUCUUAUAAGUACUCAACCCCAAAUCAGUAUAGCCACCUUCCAUUACAAACUCCAGAAAGAACUUUCCAAGCAUUGCUGAUAUAAAUGUUUGGUAAAAGAGUAGACACAGUGUCCUUUGCAGUAGAAGGCUUAUUCUCUAAAUGUUGUCUCCGAACACACUUGGAUCACUGAUAGGUAGGGGGGAUAGGUAGGUGUAAUUAUUUCACGGUAAGGUUGUAUUCGGUGCAUGUGACAGAUAACAUUUGAUUUGAUUUCUCAGGAACAAUGUUCAGGGUUUAUUAGAAGGUCAAUGUAUUAUUAAUUUAUCCAUUUUUUUGGGUAUCCUAAACAUAUGCAAUUAUUAGCCUAACAUCAACAUUCAACAUGAUUGCCUUAGCUGGCUGAGACUGAUCAUUGGUGCAUUUUUAGUUUUAGUUUUGUAAAAAUUCUCAUCAUUUGAUUUUAUGUUAUUAUUGCCAGGAAAUUAUAUACUGGACAUGUUUAUACCUGUGUACUCAUUCAGAGAAAUGU
Molecule: messenger RNA, 3938 nt
Organism: Oncorhynchus masou masou (cherry salmon)
Lineage: Eukaryota; Metazoa; Chordata; Actinopteri; Salmoniformes; Salmonidae
Product: collagen alpha-1(I) chain-like
Exons: 24
Coding region: 1-1755 (584 amino acids)
Biological process (GO): extracellular matrix organization
Molecular function (GO): extracellular matrix structural constituent conferring tensile strength
Source: RefSeq, a predicted model, not a curated record